This is a messenger RNA of Glarea lozoyensis ATCC 20868, 783 nucleotides long. Its product is annotated as Methylated DNA-protein cysteine methyltransferase, C-terminal. The record is from RefSeq and is a predicted model, not a curated record. The coding region runs from base 1 to 783 and encodes 260 amino acids. The transcript is spliced from 3 exons. NCBI's taxonomy places the organism in Eukaryota, Fungi, Ascomycota, Leotiomycetes, Helotiales, Helotiaceae.
AUGGCAGAAGCAUCACUCGAGCAGCUCCAGGAAGAAUGGAAAGAAAUGUUUCAGAAGACGCUUCCAGCAGCAGCAACCUCCAAAUCUCCCUCCCAGUCUUCAUGGCCAAUCCACGUCGAUCAUUGUUUCGCGCGUAUUAUUCUUGAUCUGGUCGUCGGGGUAGAUACGCCAUGGAUGGAAAAGGUCAAAAGUCCAGCGUACAAGAACAUGUCGGAAGAACAGCUGCGGAAGAGCAUCGAUUUGUCGCGACAAAUACUAGAAGGAGCGGUUGAUCUGGUUGACUUGAACAACCAGAGCCUUGCAUUGAGAGGCAAGGAUAAAAACAAUCGAAAGAGAACACAAGAUACGAAUGAGCCAACGAGAUCUGGGGCAAACCCAAAGAAGCGGAAGACUAAUUCCAUCCGCGAAGAAAGCACAGCAGAUGCCAGCGUACCCUCAGCAAAGAAAACUCCUGUUCAGAUCGAAAUAUCGCCCUACUUUGUGAAAUCGAGGAGGAUCAAAGAAAGCUCUGGCUCCAUUCCAUCUCAGAAUGCCGGAAACAUCCCCAUUGGCAAGGAGGCUCCUAAGUCUCUACAGGAAGACCUUGGCCCAUGGCUUAAGAAGAUUGCGAUGUCUCAACGGACGCCUUUCCAGAAGAAGGUGCUUGUAGCUCUGUGCCAAGUUCCCAGAGGCAGAUACACCACCUACAAUGCAAUAUCAACUUAUUUGUCAUCCUCUCCCCGAGCUGAGGUAGUCUUGGAGGCUUUGGUGGGAGUUGGGGGCGAAAAGGAGAAGCCGGCCUAA